This is a messenger RNA of Trichoderma gamsii, 315 nucleotides long. RefSeq lists its product as hypothetical. Lineage: Eukaryota; Fungi; Ascomycota; Sordariomycetes; Hypocreales; Hypocreaceae. The record is from RefSeq and is a predicted model, not a curated record. Bases 1 to 315 code for a protein of 104 amino acids. The transcript is spliced from 4 exons.
AUGGCACACCAUUUUGCAAGAGCUUUGAAAUCUCCAGAGGCUGCAGCCAUUAACGGCGGACAAAAGCAAGUCAUGACACCAAGUUGUAAGGAACUCAAGUGCCAGCACCACUACCACCUGGUAGAAUCAUGGUGCCCCAAAUAUAUCCAGACUGAGCGACGAUGCGUUCCCACAAUUGUGAGCAAACAGUACUGGGGCGACGAUAUCUGUGCUGCUUGCCGCGAACGCCAGACACCCAGCAACCACCCUUGGGCGAAGCUCAUCCGUAGGCCAGACUCUCGAUCGGUUCCCCAGGCGCGAGUUCCUGCCCGAUAA